Closterium sp. NIES-67 is the source of this 4726-nucleotide messenger RNA. The record is from the annotation of a GenBank genome assembly. NCBI's taxonomy places the organism in Eukaryota, Viridiplantae, Streptophyta, Zygnematophyceae, Desmidiales, Closteriaceae.
CGAGUCAAGACUCAAGACCCCCAAAGCUUCCCUUACUCCAUUGUCGUCCUCGUGACGCCUUCGCUGUAAUUCCCAGCCUCCCCGUUGCCUGGUCAACUAGACACUCAGACCCGUAGUAGUAUUCUUGGGAGCUGCUAUGAGCGUGUCAACUCUAAGUCUUUCCCCUGAGAGCUGAUAGUGUUGCCUUCCGAGCACAAGCGUCAGGCAAGCUAAUUACUCCGGCGGUACCGAUAGUACCGCCAUGGCUCAGCGGUCCCUGUGGAGAUUCUAUUCCAAGAAAGAAAACGCGUCUGUUCCGCAGUCGUCUCAGCCGCUCCUAUCAAACCAGAAUCCGCCGGCGAGCAGCCAAGGACCGUGGGGAUCUACUAAAGACCCCGCUAAAGCGGUCUCCGAUAGCAGUCCGUUCAAGACUCCACGGAACCCGUACGCUUUCAGCGGCACGAAUGAGGGGACGGAACCGAAAGGACGCGUGAUCGCUGAUCAGCCUUCCCUGAAUAAGCCUCCCCCGAGUCAACGGUCAACGGGGUACUCUGAUCCGCGCAGGACGGAGCCAGGCGACGCGGAAAACGGUUUUGGUACUCCGUCGGCAAGAGCUGGGAUUGGUCGAGAUGGUCGAGAGGGUCGAGCUAGCUUCAGCCCACGGCCUCACUUCACUCCGCUGACUCCUGGGAUCAAGCCAUGCGUCCCGAGAGCGAAGAGAGGAAGGGACGAUGCAGAUGUUGACGACAAUGCGAAUGACUACAGCGAGGGGGCUAACGGGCUACAGAGCAAGAAGUUUGCCUCCGCGACGCAGCCUGAGCGGUCUGCUGGCGGAGCAUCUCAGCGCCCUUCGUUUAUGUCACAAUCUGAUAUGUCACAACCUGAUGUGCCACAACAGCAUGAUGACCGGUCCAGGCGCGCCGAGUUUCUUCGGGCAUUGGGAGCAGAUGAUCUGGAGGGCGGGCAGGAUAAGAAUGCGGGCAUGUGGGCCGAAGCCCGGUCGAAAUUCGAGUGGCUGCUGCCCGUAAAUAUUCGGGAUGGGAAAGGGAGGAGGCCUGGGGAGCCGGGUUACGAUUCGCGAAGUGUAACCGUCCCGCGUGCGAUUUUCGACAAGCUGUCAGCGUCACAGAAGCAGUACUGGAGCACGAAAUCGCGCUACAUGGACACCAUCCUCUUCUUCAAAGUGGGCAAGUUCUACGAGCUGUACGAGGUGGAUGCUGAGGUGGGCCACAAGGAGCUCGACUGGAAGCUGACCGUCAGUGGAGUGGGCAAGUGUCGCCAGGUGGGAGUGCCCGAGAGUGGCAUUGAGGACGCCGUUCAAAAGCUCGUGGCCCGGGGCUACAAGGUCGGUCGCAUGGAGCAGCUGGAGACCAGCGAGGAAGCCAAGGCAAAGAGAGGGCCAGGGGCGAUGGUGCAGCGCCAGCUCACUCAGAUCCUCUCUCCAGCCACCCUCACAGAAGGGUCCCUUCGACCAGAAGCCGUGCACCUCCUGGCGAUUAAGGAGACCCUUGCAGAAGCAGACGGCGUCAACUCCAGCAGUCCCAACGGCAGCAGCAGCAGCAUCACCCCCAGCAGCACCCCCAGCGGCAGUACCGAGUCCAUUCUGGUUGGUUUCGCGUUCGCUGACGUGGCAGGCGGGAGCAUCUACGUCGGCGCCAUGCGGGAUGACUCGUCCCGCUCCGCCCUCUCAGCGCUUCUCAUCCAGGUGGCCCCUCAAGAGCUGCUUUUUGAGCUGGAUGGGCUCUCCUCUGACACGAGGAAGCUUCUGCGAAGGAGCUCAGGCCCAGGAAUCCUUCCGAUGCAGCUGACAGCCCUGGCGCCAGGUUCGGAGUUCCCCGAGCCUAAAGCAGCUCUGGCCCGGCUAAAGACUUCUAGCUUUGGAACCACACAGGAAGCCUCGCAGAGGUGGCAGCAGCAGCAGGGGCAGGUGUUUUCUGGGUCAGGGGGAUGCGGAGGAGAGGGGAGAGGAACUGGUUCUCUGGUGCAGUUGCUGGUGGGAGGAGGAGAGGAGGAGGCGGAGGUAGCAGCUGCUGCACUCGUGGCACUUGGUAGUCAUUUGGAGAGACUCAAGUGGAGCCCGGCAGUGCUCGCAUCGCUCUCCCUCCGGCCGUACUCGGUCUUCUCCUUCCUGUCGCUGCGGCUGGACGGGCAGACGCUGAGCAACCUGGAGCUGCUGAGCAACACACACAACGGCAGCACACAGGGCACCCUUCUUGGCUUCUUAGACACAUGUGCCACGUCAGGGGGCAAGCGCCUUCUCCGCCGUUGGAUUUGCCACCCGCUGCGCUCCAUCCGCGAGAUCGAGCGCCGGCUGGACGCCGUCGAUGAGCUGGCGGGCUCGUCGCUCGCCACGUCAGCACUGUCAUCUGCCACGUCUGCAGCACACGCAAGGGGGGAGAUCCGAGCGGCAAUGAGGCGGCUGCCGGAUUUGGAGCGUCUCAUUGGACGAAUGCGAGCUAUGGGGGCUCAGGCCAAUGGAAGGGGAGGAGGGGGAGUAGGGGGAGAAGAAGAGGAUUGGGGGAAAGGAGGCAGAGGAGGGGGGGAUGGGAGAGGAGGAGGUGGAGGUGGAGGAGGAGAGGUGGAGUGGAGUGGGUUAAGGGCUGCUCUGGAGGCGCUGCCGGGGCCAAUGGGAGAGAAGCUUCUGAGGAAGCAGGUCUUCCACUUGUGCGCUGCUGUCCGAGGGGUCAAGGCAGCUCUCCGGUUUUUGGACUCCUUCAAGAACGGAUCCCUCACAGGCGAGCCCGUCUCCUUCCGCUCGGCCAUCCUACGUGGCUUCAUGCGAUUGGCUCCUGCUGCUUCUGCCAACAGGGACUGGGACUCUCCUGACUUUGCUCUUAGCGAGGGUGACAGCAGGGGGGCCAGUCCGGAAGAGGAGUUAGAGGAAUGUGAAGGUCGGGGAGGAGGGGGGUUUGGCAUUGGCGCCGAGCAACUGAGUGGUAGACGUGUGCUGUCAGUGCUUGAUGAGAUGGAGCAGUGUAUCUUGUGGCCGGCGGAGACCCAGGGGAAGCCAGCAGGGAGGGGGAAAGGCAGCGGCGGCGGGUCAAGAGGUGGUGCGGCUACCAGCGGCUCUCCUCGUCUUGUGUCCGAUGACAGUAGUAUAACCUCGUUGAGGAGCGGAAAGGGUGCUUCGACAGAGUAUGCCAGGAACAACAGCAGCAGCAGUAGCAGCAGUAGCAGUGGCCUGGGUGAAGCCGUAACAGCAGAGGCGCGUCUGCUGGCUGCACUCCUGGCGCAGUUCUCCUCUCUCCUCCCCUUCUGCUCGCUCCUCUCUGACUCCCUCGCCCAACUCGACGUCCUCCUGGCCUUUGCCGAUGCCUCGCAGGGUGCUGCUGGUGCAGGGCCCAUGUGCCGGCCCACGUUCGUGGCAGCAGCGGGGGCAGGAGGGGGGGGAGGAGGAGGAGGAGGGAGUGGGUGUGAUGGGGCGAGGAGUGCAUCAGGAGGGGGGGGAGCACGUUUCAUGCGAGGGGUCUGUGGCACCCGUUUGCAGUGGGCGGUGGGGGUGUGGUGGUUCCCAACGAUGUGCUCCUGGGGGGAAUGGCUGCUAGAGCCGUGGGAGGUGGAUGUGCUGGUGCUGGAGCUUCUGGUGCUUCCGCUGCUGCUGGUGCUGCUGGUGCUGCUGGUGCUGACGGUGGUGGGUCGUCCUCAGUGUCGGUGUUUCCGCGCACGGUGUUGCUGACAGGGCCCAACAUGGGGGGCAAGUCCACUCUGCUCAGAGCGACCUGCGUCGCUGCCAUCAUGGCCCAGAUGGGGUGCUUUGUGCCCUGCUCCUCCCUUGUUCUCUCCCCUGCUGACGUCAUCUUCACAAGGCUUGGCGCAUCGGACCGAAUCAUAUCGGGAGAGAGCACGUUCAUGGUGGAGUGCCGGGAGACAGCAGCGGUCAUGCGAUGCGCCACAAGGGACUCUCUGGUCAUUCUGGACGAGCUGGGAAGGGGAACGUCCACGUUCGACGGAUACGCUAUUGCGCAUGCGGUGUUGGACUAUCUCACCUCACGGCUUGACUGCCGGCUCCUGUUCGCCACACACUACCAUCCACUCACCUCCGAGUUUGCGGGUCAUCCGCAAGUCGCGUUACGACACAUGGCAUGCCAAGUGCAGGCACGCAAGAGCGGAGAGGGGGAGGAGGACGAGGAGCUUGUUUUCUUGUACAAGUUGCACUCUGGUGCCUGUCCGAAGAGCUACGGCUUGAAGGUAGCUUCUAUGGCCGGAAUCCCUUCUCGUGUCGUGAUGAAAGCAACCCAGGCAGCUUCAGCUCUUGAGCAUGAGCUGAGCGAUAAGUUUGACAACCCUGAGCCUCUUGCAGCGAGCAAAUUGCUUGAUUUGGAGCGGUCAUGGGUGCAAACGCUGCAAGGGGUUGCUGCAUGUGGUGCCUCGGGUGCGAAGGUGCCUGAUGAAGAUGCAGAGGAUACGUUCGAGACCCUGUAUUGUAUCUGGCACGAGGUCCGGCAUAGUCAGUGAGCAGUGGUGCAAAUGCGGCUGUCAAACUCGGCAAAUUAGUGAUGAAGUAGAUUAGAAUUAUUUGAGAAAUAGCAUUUCAUGCAAAAUGUGGGUCAGCUGAAUCUGGUCGAAGAGGUUUGCGCCUUCAAUGGCGGGGACACGGACCUGUUUUCCAGGUUCUCUAUUUGGCAGAGAGCCUCCGUUUUGGUUCGGAAGGACCAGCUUUGGGCUGUCAGUUAUUCAGCCUGCGUCACAGUGUGGUUCAGUGUGCCGUGUUGGAAAUAUCUCAAGGACUUGAGCGUUUCUGAAGUGU